CGGGCAGGGGCGGGGAGCGAGGGCGGGCGCGCCGGAAAGCCUGCCACCCGGCGGAGGCGCGCAAUGCUUGUGCCGCUGCUGGCCGCGAGCAGGUCGCUCCUCGUGCCGCUCCUCCGCCACCGCCGAGGCGUCUCCAUGGCCGCCGCGCCGCCGAAGAAGCAGGGCCUUGUCCUGGGAGUCUACACCACUGAGAAAGACGAGAAGGCUGCUCAGUUUACCAAGGCAGGGGAUGCUUUUGAUCGAGUCGUGUCUGGGAAGCUCAAGGAAUUGCUGUCAGUCUCGGGGCCUCCACUGAAGAAAGGGAAGGCACGGAUAUUUCACAGCUUGCACCAGAACUUCUCAAGUGUGGUAGUUGUUGGCUUAGGGAAGAAAGGAGCAGGCGUGAAUGAGCAAGAAAACUGGAACGAAGACAAGGAGAACAUCAGAGCAGCAGUUGCAGCUGGAUGCAGGCAGGUUCAGGACUUGGAGUUUCCUUAUGUGGAAGUGGACCCUUGUGGAGACCCGCAGGCUGCAGCGGAAGGAGCCAUCCUGGGACUCUACGAAUACGACGAGUUUAAGCAGAAAAAGAAGCCAGCGAUUGAGGUUCAGCUACACGGGAGCGAUGGAGUCGAAGCUUGGCAGAAAGGCCUUUCCUACGCCCAGGGCCAGAACUUGGCCAGAACGCUGAUGGAGGGCCCAGCCAACCACAUCACGCCUACCAGAUUUGCUGCUGUUAUUGAAGAGAAGCUCAGAAGUGCCAGCAGCAACGUGACAGUCCAUAUAAGGGAUCGGGCCUGGAUUGAAGCCCAAGAGAUGAGAUCGUUCCUCAGUGUUGCCAAAGGCUCUGAGGAACCCCCAGUUUUCUUAGAGAUUCACUACCACGGUAGCAAUGAUGCCAAGGAGGCCCCAUUGGUGUUUGUUGGGAAAGGCAUCACAUUUGACAGUGGCGGCAUUUCCAUUAAGCCCGCCUCUGGCAUGGAUGCCAUGAGGGCUGAUAUGGGAGGAGCGGCCACUAUCUCCUCGGCCAUUGUGACGGCUGCACAGCUGAAACUCCCCAUCAAUUUAAUUGGUUUGGCACCCCUGUGUGAAAACUUACCGAGUGGGAAGGCGAACAAGCCUGGGGAUGUUGUUAAGGCCAGGAAUGGGAAAACGAUUCAGAUUGAUAACACAGAUGCCGAGGGAAGGCUGGUCUUGGCUGACGCUCUUGACUAUGCACAUAGUUUUAAUCCAAGGGCCAUCAUAGAUGCUGCAACGUUAACAGGUGCCAUGGAUGUCGCGCUGGGAUCUGCAGCGACUGGAGUUUUUACCAAUUCGCACCAGCUGUGGAAUCAACUGUUUGAGGCUAGCAUUGUGACUGGGGAUCGCGUUUGGAGGAUGCCUCUUUAUGAACAUUACACAAAACAGGUUACGGAGUCUCAACUUGCUGAUCUCAACAACAUUGGAAAAUACAGAUCUGGUGGUGCGUGUACAGCUGCUGCCUUCCUGAAAGAGUUUGUAACUGCCCCUCAUUGGGCUCAUUUGGAUAUUGCUGGCGUUAUGGAAAAUAAAGAUGAAGUUCCAUACCUUCGGAAAGGCAUGGCGGGGCGACCUACACGAACUCUAGUUGAGUUUGCUACUCGUCUGAGCCAAGACAAGAAAAGCAUCUAGAGAGUGGCUAGAUCUGUGAUUGUGUAGCCUCUGGCCUUAAAGUCAGUUCUUUAAUUAAUUUUGAAACCGAUUCAGAAAUGAGCUAAUGUCCCUGUGAAUGUAGAUUAUCUACUAAAAUACCCAAAGGACAAUAUGAAGUUUUCUGCAUAUUUUUUUUUUUAGAAAAACGUUGGACUACAAAUUCAUUUGUAAAAGGCUGUCACCAAGCAAAGAUCUCUUCCCCCCCCCUUUUUAUUAUGCCAGCAAAAGACAUCCCAGAGCUCUUUUAAACAUUUAGUAUUGAAGGAGCAAUCACAAGCAGACUUUGUAACCCAGAACUAUAAAAGUGUCACAGGCAAUAAACUGAACUUUGAAACCUC
Molecule: messenger RNA, 1985 nt
Organism: Eublepharis macularius
Lineage: Eukaryota; Metazoa; Chordata; Lepidosauria; Squamata; Eublepharidae
Gene: LAP3
Product: leucine aminopeptidase 3
Exons: 13
Coding region: 64-1626 (520 amino acids)
Biological process (GO): proteolysis
Cellular component (GO): cytoplasm
Molecular function (GO): metalloaminopeptidase activity; manganese ion binding
Source: RefSeq, a predicted model, not a curated record